AUGCCACGUGUCCUCCGCCGCCGUCUCGCCCGCGUCCCGCUGCCACGGCCCGCGAGCCCACGGCCGGCCCGCCCCGGGCUGCACCGGGCCCGCGCGCCCCGCCGCCCGCCGAUGCGCCCCGCCUCAAGCGCCGUCGCGCCGCCGCCUCGGGCGUCGCCGCGCCUCUCCGCCGCCUCGCGGCCGUCCGCCGCCCGUCUCCUCGCCGCUGCCUCGCGCGCCCGCCUCCUCCGCCGGCGCCGCCGCACCCCGCCGCCCUCCACCGCGCCGGCGCCCGCCCUCCGCCUGCGCCUCGCCGCCGCCGUCCCACAGCAGCAGCAUGCGAGCAGGGUCGCGGGCGAGCGGGCGGCCGCAGGGUUGCUCGUGGGCGUGGCCAGGGAGUGUCCUGGAGAAGCAGUGUGCGCGCGGGGCAUGUCGGCAGCACGGCCAGGGGCCCGCGAAGGUGCAGCCAUGGGGCACGGCGAGGGCGCGGUCAACGGCGUGAGGGCGCGAGCAUCUACAGCGCGGGGCCAGCGAAGGCGAGGAGCGGGCGACUGCGGGCAGGCGGCAGUGGCAGAAGUGGCGGGCAACGGUUGGCAUAGAGCGGCCAAGGCGCAGACAAGAUGA
This is a messenger RNA of Aegilops tauschii subsp. strangulata, 603 nucleotides long. NCBI's taxonomy places the organism in Eukaryota, Viridiplantae, Streptophyta, Magnoliopsida, Poales, Poaceae. The record is from RefSeq and is a predicted model, not a curated record.